AUGAGCCGCGUGGUCUCGCUGCUGCUGGGCGCCGCGCUGCUCUGCGGCCACGGAGUUUUCUGCCGUCGGGUGGUCAGCGGCCAAAAGGUAUGUUUUGCUGAUCUCAAGCACCCCUGCUACAAGAUGGCCUACUUCCACGAACUGUCCAGCCGCGUGAGCUUUCAGGAGGCCCGCCUGGCUUGCGAGAGCGAGGGGGGUGCCCUGCUCAGCCUGGAGAACGAAGCAGAACAGAAGCUGAUAGAAAGUAUGUUGCAAAACCUGACCAAACCAGGAACAGGGAUUUCUGAUGGAGAUUUCUGGAUAGGGCUUUGGCGAAAUGGAGAGGGGCAAACAUCUGGCGCUUGCCCGGACCUCUACCAGUGGUCUGACGGAAGCAGUUCCCAGUACCGAAACUGGUAUACCGAUGAACCUUCCUGUGGAAGUGAAAAGUGUGUUGUGAUGUAUCAUCAACCAACAGCCAAUCCAGGGCUCGGGGGGCCCUACCUUUACCAGUGGAAUGAUGACAGGUGCAACAUGAAGCACAAUUACAUCUGCAAGUAUGAACCAGAGAUUAAUCCAACUUCUCCUGUAGAAAAGACAUAUUUUACAAAUCAACCAGGAGACACCCAUCAAAAUGUGGUUGUUACUGAAGCAGGUAUAAUUCCCAAUCUAAUUUAUGUUGUUAUACCAACGAUUCCACUGCUUUUAUUGAUACUGGUCGCUUUUGGAACCUGUUGUUUUCAGAUGCUGCAUAAAAGUAAAGGAAGAACAAAAACUAGCCCAAACCAGUCCACCCUGUGGAUUUCAAAAAGCACCAGAAAAGAAAGUGGCAUGGAAGUGUAAGAAUCCAUUGAUUUGGCUCCAGCACAGAAAAUAGAAUUUUAGAAUUCUGGAUCUGCAUAAGGAAUGGCAUCAGAGCAUUAGCUUGGAAUGGCUUGAAAUCUCAGAGGAUCUGCAAGAUGAACUGUAAGCUCCCCCUU
Molecule: messenger RNA, 959 nt
Organism: Suricata suricatta (meerkat)
Lineage: Eukaryota; Metazoa; Chordata; Mammalia; Carnivora; Herpestidae
Gene: CHODL
Product: chondrolectin
Exons: 6
Coding region: 1-822 (273 amino acids)
Biological process (GO): positive regulation of axonogenesis
Cellular component (GO): cytoplasm
Source: RefSeq, a predicted model, not a curated record